This is a messenger RNA of Hevea brasiliensis (rubber tree), 2459 nucleotides long. RefSeq names its product YTH domain-containing protein ECT1. The transcript has 9 exons. Gene Ontology annotation, cellular component: cytoplasm. Gene Ontology annotation, molecular function: mRNA binding. The record is from RefSeq and is a predicted model, not a curated record. NCBI's taxonomy places the organism in Eukaryota, Viridiplantae, Streptophyta, Magnoliopsida, Malpighiales, Euphorbiaceae. Gene Ontology annotation, biological process: mRNA destabilization. Bases 315 to 2039 code for a protein of 574 amino acids.
UCUUCUCUUGGCUCUCCUCGUCUGUUCCUCUUCUUCCAUUUGCUUUCUUCUUUCUUUCUUUCAUUUCAAUUUUGUUUCUUUGUUUUCAUAUUCUAAAGGGAAACUUUUUAUUCGAUUUUUUAGCUUUAAAACAAUACAGCGUCAGUUUCGGAUUCGAACAAAGCUAUCCAUAUCUUUUUCUUUUCUUUUCUUUUCCUUUCUUUUCUUGGAAAAUAAAGUUGUUACCGAUCUGUGUUUCCUAUAUACGAGGCUGCUUUUAAGGCCGUGUUUGGAUCUUUCUAUUUACUGCUACUUCAUCACUGCUGCUGCAAUUAAUGGCUGUUCCAUCUCUGAAACACUCUCAAAAGCCUGUUGAAGAAAUGAUGAGGAAUCUUAAAGUUGAUGAAGCUUCCGUAGAACUCACCGAUUCUAAUAUGGUUCCUUCAAAGGAUGGGAGCCCUUCAGAUGCAACGUCAUGUAUUUCAUCCACAGGAGAUGCAACAGUUAGUGUCAAGGAAGGCGAUGUAGAUCGUGAAUCCUUGACAACUGCCCAAGGCUUGCCAAAUCCAUCAUGUGGCUACUAUGGAUAUUUCUAUCCAGGUUAUGAUGGCACUUUUGGAGGGCUGGACGACCAAGCAUACUAUGUGGCUUGUGAUGGAAUGCAACUUCAAUAUCCAGUCAUGGAAGCAGAUAAUGGAUCUUUGAUCUACUUAAUGCCAGGAAUACACCCAGGUUACAGUCCAUACUUACCUGUAAACAUGUUUGGCAUAGAUGGACAGCAUGUUGUCCAACAACCAUUUCCUUCAAACCCCAUGUUACAACCAUCAAUUGCCCCUGGAUAUAUUCCAACUCCUUUUCUAGUGCCACCACCCUACCUGUGGGAUCCAUCUGUUUAUGUUGGGGAGGGAGCAUAUGGAAAUGGCUAUAGUGGAAUUGUGGAAAUUUCUGGCUCUAAACCUAACAUGUCAUCUCACAGUCAUACCCAUGCUCAUUCAAAAAAUUUAUGGACUCCUGACUUUAGUGAUUCACUAGAAAAUAAGAGCUCCCUUCCGACAUUAGAUGCAUCAUCUGGUCAUGGCAUGCAUAACCAGUUAAAAUCAGUGGCCAAGUCAGAUGUAUCACUUGAAGGUUAUUUUCCAUUGGCCAAGUUUCCACCAUAUAAUCAAGGGAAGGGUGGAGUGCUCUAUCCAAACACCCCUGUUAAAGCAAGUGCAAGGGGUUGGAGCAACACUGAAAAGCCAAAAGCAAGAAGCAAGAUUGGUAACAUUAGCGAUUUUGGCUUCCUCAAUGAGCAGAAUUAUGGUCCUAGGACAACUAAUGCUAAGGGUUCUUUUACUUUUGGAGGUAAUGCUGCUGGAUCUUUGGAUACUGACGGGAACGGAAACAGUAACAGCCUAACUUCUGUAAUUAGGAGGGAUCAAUAUAACCUUCCUGAUUUUCCAACCAAAUAUGAUCAUGCAUUUUUCUUUGUUAUCAAAUCUUACAGUGAAGAUGAUAUUCAUAAGAGCAUCAAGUACAAUGUGUGGGCCAGUACCCCUAAUGGAAAUAAGAGACUGGAUAGUGCAUAUCAAGAUGCACAAGAGAAAAUGGCAGAGAAAGGCAGCAAUUGUCCUGUGUUCCUUUUCUUUUCAGUAAAUGCAAGUGGCCAGUUCUGUGGAGUAGCCGAGAUGAUUGGCCGAGUGGAUUUCAAUAAGAAAAUGGAUUUCUGGCAACAGGACAAGUGGAAUGGUUAUUUCCCAGUCAAGUGGCACAUUAUUAAAGAUGUUCCAAACCCACAAUUACGGCAUAUAAUACUUGAGAACAAUGAGAACAAGCCUAUUACUAAUAGUAGAGACACACAGGAGGUCAGAUUUCCACAGGGUAUGGAAAUGUUAAAUGUAUUUAAGAACUUUGUUUCCAAAACAUCUAUAUUGGAUGAUUUUGAUUUUUAUGAAAGCCGCCAAAAGGUGAUGCAAGAGAAAAGGCUCAGGUCAUUGGUGACCCAUUUGGAUCAUAAUCAGCAGAAAACAGAUGAAUUAAUCAUGGAAGAAACUGAAGCGAGUGACCAAGCAAAAGAAUGAAGCAUGGUUAAAUACUGUUGCUGAAAAGUGAAAACCAGCAAUUACAUAUGAAGCUGUCAAAAGAAAAAAAAAAUGGAGGCUGAUGCAAAUGCCGCCUGGAUCGAUGCGGAAAUUAUGGAAAAAAAAAUUAAAAAGAAAGUGGGGGCAAAAGAGAGGAUAUGAAGACCGUAUGGUGAUUGAAUUGAAUCUACAAUUUUUUUCCAGACGAGAUGGUGGCUUGCUGGCAACUAAAUCAAGCGUGUUCUAUUUCAUGUAAAUGACCCACUAAUUUUAGCCCCAACUUCUUUUUUCUUUUUUUAUUUGGAUUUUGGUUUUUCUGCUUGCUUUCCUUUACUUGUAGGUGGUGAUUAUCAAAAUGUUGCCAUAACCCCCGUGGAUUUGGAUUUAAAAAAAAAAAAAAGAAAUCUUUUAAGUUGUGAA